Micromonas commoda is the source of this 3731-nucleotide messenger RNA. RefSeq lists its product with no specific name. The coding region runs from base 1 to 3687 and encodes 1228 amino acids. The record is from RefSeq and is a predicted model, not a curated record. NCBI's taxonomy places the organism in Eukaryota, Viridiplantae, Chlorophyta, Mamiellophyceae, Mamiellales, Mamiellaceae. The transcript has a single exon.
AUGUCGGCGCUCCUCCCGGGGGGCUCCAUGUCGGAGUGGGAGUCGUGGGUGACAGAGGCGGAGGAUCAGCUCGCGACGGUUCGGGUCAUGUCUCCCGCGCCGGCCAGACCGAGCGCGCUGGGACCGGCCAGACCCGGGGCUGCUGCAAUUUUCCAAAUUGGGCCGGCCGCGCCGACGACGACGCGGCCGGAGUCCGCCGCGCGCGGGUUCGCGGACGAGCGGGAGGUCGAACAGUGGGCGGCGGCCGCGCGCAGGCUCAGGUUCGGCGAGGAGACCGUCCGCGCGGCUUCGAAGACGAGCGCGACUUUCGCAAAUCGGACGAUCGUGCCGACGUCAACGACAUUCGCCGCGACGGAGACGAACCCGUCGCCGCGUUGGAAGCCGUUCUCGCCCUUCGUCGCGCCGUCCCACGCCGCCGAGGACCGCCGCGCGGAAUCCCCCGGCGACCUCAUCGACCUCCGAACGCCCGGCGCGACGGAGAUGGAUCCCGGGGGGCGCUACGAUGACCAGAGCACGCGCCGCGACGACGACGAAGACGACGAAGACGAAGACAAAUCCGCGCUCGAGCGGUUGAACCUCGUCAACGCGAGGCUGAGCGACGCCGUCUCGUCGAGCGCGGUGAAAUCGGGCCUAGUCUCCCAAGCAGCGGGCCGGUCCCGAUACGGCGAGGACGCGGUGGCGGAGUGGUGGGCGGACUGCCACUGGAGGGCGAGGACGGUGGCGAGGUGCGCGAGGGCGUGGCGAGAAACGUCGCUCGAGAGGGUCGCGAGGGAGAGGCGGGUCCUGGCGGAGAAGGCGGCCGAGCUCGCCGCGCUGGCCCGCGCGCGGGAGCAAACCCCGCGCGCGGUGGCGAGGCGCGCCUGGAGGGCGAUGGAGGCGGCGGACAGGCGCGCGGGCAGGUCGUCGCUCUCGCCGUGUCCCUCCGCCCUCGCGCCGACGCCGACGAGGUCGAGGACGGCGCUCACCUUUGAACUCGCCGCAUCCCUCGAGCUCGCCGCGGGGAAGCCCCCGGGUUCGGGCGACGCGUUCGGCUCGCCCACGACGACGACGACGACGACGACGGCGAUGGCCGCGGGACACCGAGACGGGACGAACCCUAACCCUCACCCUCCCCCGUCGCCCCUCUCGCCGCUCAACAUCGCGGCUAUCGAACGGGAACACGAGGCGCUCAGGAACGAGGAGGAGAUGGAAUCGCUUCGCGGCGCGGACCUGUGGGACGUUCGCGACUGGAUGCGAAACCACGCCGCCGCGGCGCUCAGCGCGUGGAGGGCGGAGACGGCGCGGCACACGGCUGUGGCGUCUGCGACGGCGGCGGCGGAUGCCCGGUUCGCUCGGCGAAGGCGCGCGACGUGCCUGUCGCGGUGGGCGAGAUGGGCGGCGACGCACCGCCGGGACAGGAUCGUCACCGAGACGUACGCGGCGCGAAACCGUCGGAGGACCAAGGGCAGGCUCCUGUCCAGGUGGCGCGACAAGGUGGCGUGCGGUAAGAGCGUGCGCGAGAGCGUGGCUUUUGCGUUGGAGCAGUAUCGCCGAAGGGGUUUGCUCCCGGCGUUUACGCAGUGGAGAGUGUACGCGGCGGAGGAGCGAACGAAAGGGGAGGAGGCGGCGACACGAUGGUUCCGCGUGUGCGCCGGGUCGAUGCUGCAGCAGUGGCGUCGUUUCGCCGCCGACACGCGACGCGAGCGGGAGUGGCUCGAGUUCGCGGAUUCCGGGUGGAGGCGCAAGGUGCUGAGCCGCUCGCUCGGCAACUGGGCACGCUUCGCCGACGCCGCCAUCGCCGCCGGCGAAGAGGCGGAGGCCAGGGCGACCGCGCGGAUGGCGCGGAUCACGCGGGCGGCCUUCGCCGAGUGGCGUCGCCGCGCCGCGCACAUCGCCGCCUCGUACGAGCUCGUCAGACUGGCGUGCCUGCAGUGGCGACACGAGCGAGCGUCCGCCGCUUUUCGCACCUUCGUCGACGCGGGGAAAAGUCACCGGGCGCUUCUCGACGCCGUGGGAGCGGACGCCGACGUCGCACACGUCGCCAGGCGGUUCGCGACGUGGAAAAACGCGGUCGCGGUGGCGCUCGCCGAGUACGGCCCCGCGAUGGACGCCAUGCUCGCGUUUGUCCGACGCGUCCGACUCAGGCGGACGAUGCGAGCGUUUCGGGCUCAUUUUGUCGAGUCGCGGGACAUCGCGGCGGAUCGAUUCGACGUCAUGACGCGGAGGAAGCGCGCGAGGGUGUACGACGCGUGGUGGCACGUCACCGCGGCGACGGCGAGGUUCAACGCGGGGGCGCUGGCCAAGUCCGCGGGGAUGAGGCGUCGGUUUCAGACGCGGACGGCGAUGCUCAAGCUUUUGAGGUCGACGACGGCGCAGCGCGGACACAGGGACGCGCUCCACGUCCGGGCGGAGGGCAUGGACGCGCGGGGACGGUGCGUCCGGACGAUGGUGCUCUGGUCCGCCAACGCGCGCGACGUCGUCCGCGCGAGGAAUCAGUGGAUGGCGGCGGUGCGCCAUCGCGACGUCAAGAUUCUGAGGGCUUGGGUGGAGUGGCGCCGCGAUAUUCGCGUCACCUUCGCCGAGCGCAAGAGAACUUCGGGCAGAAACGCCAUGCGACGGGUGGCGAUCACGUUCGCCGUGUGGUACGAGUUCAUGCGGGAGAUGCGAUCGCUUCGUCGACCCAUGCUCAAGUACAUCGAGUCGCAGCAGCAGACGCAGGGCGGGGUUUGGCACGGGGGGCGAUUCAUCGGCCCGGGGACCACCCCGGCGGAGAAGGCGAGGCGACUCGCGCUGGCCAGAUUGAAGGCGCGGCGACGACUCGACACGCACGUCAAGUUCGCGAACCACUCUCUGUCUUACGUCGGCCCCUGCAUCGAAGCGGCGGCUCGUUCGAGGUGCGGCAGGAUGAUGAAGCACCUUCGCGCGAGGCCGGAUUUCGACUCGGUCGCCGACUGGUACGGCUUGAGGUGGGAAAACAUGAUGGAGAACAAGUACCUGUUCGCCUGGACGGGAGUGGGGUUUUAUUCCGGAACGGACCUCGGCACGAGCGCCGUCGACGUCGACGUCGACACCGAGCCGGGACCGAGCGGGGAGGCUUUCGACGAGUCCGCGGAGCCGUCCCCCGUGGAAAAGUUUGACGCCGCCGCCGACGACGAAUCGGCGGUGUACCUCGAGCCCCUCAACCUGGACGGAUCGAGGCGACUCGCCGACGCGGCGGACGCGUCAUCGAUCGACGGGACGUCGUUCUACGUCACGCCGGCGAUGACCCCGGCCGCCUCGCCAGCGCCGAAGCCCCCGGGAUGGUUCAAUCCCGGCUUAACCCACGACGCCGGAGUCGACGCGAGGCUCGGAGCCGGCGCCCAUAGUCCGAGGGCCCACGAGACGAAAGACGCGAUCCGCAGGCUCAGGGACGUGGCCGCGCUGGCCCGAGGCGCGACGGAGGCUGGGGGCGUCAGCGUGACGUGGUCGCCUUCGAAGCCGCCGAUGGCGUCGCCCGCGUCGAGGCCGAGGUUGCCGCUGGAGAUCGUCGCCGAGGCGUCGGUUGAGCCGUCGGUUGAGCCGUCGGUUGAGCCGCCGCCGCCGCCGCCGCCUUCGAAGACUCUGCCGGCGCCGCGCGCGGACCCGAAGAGCAGGAGUCAACUCGAGGCGGAGAGGGCGGCCCAGGAGAGGGAGCGCAAGCUCGCCAAAAGGAAAACGAAGGGUAAGUAGCGGUACCCGUAGAGAAGAAUGUCAACGCACACCUCGACGCGGGC